AUGGAGUGUACACAUGUCACCCCAGAGUGCCCGGUCGAAAAUAGUACCUAUGGAUAUUACCCAAAUUUAGGCGGCAAUGUGUUCUUCACCGUCUUCUUCGGUUUAUGCGGUGUGACACAGCUCGGGUUGGGGGCUUACUUUCGGUCAUGGACAAUGGCAAUAGCCCUUGUAGUGGGUGCAUUACUGGAAAUGGCUGGCUACAUCGGUCGAGUCCUGAUGCACAGCAAUCCUUGGAACCAGGGCGCCUUCAAGCUUCAGAUUGUCUGCUUGAUCCUGGCGCCCACAUUUAUCGCGGCCAGCAUCUACCUUACCCUGAAACACAUCAUCUUGUACCUGGGGCCCGAACACUCCCGACUCAAGCCCAAGCUCUUUACAUGGAUUUUCAUCGGCUGUGAUAUCGGAUCGUUGGUACUACAGGCAGCGGGAGGUGGCGUCGCAGCGGCCGCGGGAAGCACGCAACAAACACUCCUCAAAAUCGGAGACGACAUCAUCAUCGCCGGUAUCGCAUUUCAAGUCGGGACAAUGACGAUCUGUGGUCUUUUGGGACUGGAAUUCUUUAUUCGGGUUUACAGACGGGGCCCUGGCACGCCAGACGAGAAGUCGUUGGAGAACGGUUACCAGACGAAAAGUAUCAAAACCAUUAUCAUCGCGGAGGUCAUCACAUACUUUACGGUUCUUAUCCGUUGUAUCUACCGUAUCCCUGAAAUGGCAGGCGGAUGGGGUAACCCUUUGAUGCAGAAGGAGGACGAGUUCCUCGUUCUCGAUGGAAUGAUGAUCGCCAUUGCAGUCGUCUCCUUCACAGUCUGCCACCCCGGGUUCUUCCUUGGAGGUCUACGAAAGGGUUCAAAGCGAAGUGCAUAA
This is a messenger RNA of Aspergillus wentii DTO 134E9, 861 nucleotides long. RefSeq names its product RTA1 domain-containing protein. The record is from RefSeq and is a predicted model, not a curated record. The transcript has 3 exons. Bases 1 to 861 code for a protein of 286 amino acids. Gene Ontology annotation, cellular component: fungal-type vacuole; plasma membrane. Lineage: Eukaryota; Fungi; Ascomycota; Eurotiomycetes; Eurotiales; Aspergillaceae.